Molecule: messenger RNA, 618 nt
Organism: Lutra lutra (Eurasian river otter)
Lineage: Eukaryota; Metazoa; Chordata; Mammalia; Carnivora; Mustelidae
Product: cilia- and flagella-associated protein 251-like
Exons: 5
Coding region: 311-556 (81 amino acids)
Source: RefSeq, a predicted model, not a curated record
GGGAGCCCUUGUCCUUGUGGGGAACGUGGCUUACCCUUCAGGGGUUUUGAGGGAGAGAAAAUCGGAAAACCACUGGUUAUGGAGAAAUGCCAGGGAAAGGCCAUAGGAGUGGAAUUUUCAGCCCGAUGAACCUGGAAGGGAAGCUUAGUUCUCUCUGUGGGCUCCAGCCUCUCUGGCCGUCCUGAAUGUUUCAGAGCAUUUUCUCUGCAUUUCUGCAGGGCCUCGCUAACGUGAUCUCCUGCCUCUGCAUCAGGGAAGACAGGCGGUGGAUUGCCACGGCCGACAAAGGGCCCGACUGCCUGAUAAUCACAUGGGACUCCUUCAGAGGGACGUUUGCAUCUGGAGGUGGACCUUAGCCAUGGAAAUGCCAGCAUGUACCCUCAACCUUCUCAAAGAGUAUGGUGUUCAGAACUAUCUUAAUUUUAAUCCAACAAAUAAUAAAGAAUUGGUGAGCAACAGUAAAACACAGGCAAUAUAUUAUUUGUGGUAUGAAGAGGGAGAUAUACUUGCUCACAGUGCCCCACGUUUAACAGAAAAACUAUAUUGUCACAGGUGAUAAUAGAGGUAACAUUAAGUUCUACAAUUGGACCCUGUCCAUUGUUACCUGAUAAAGCAACU